Callithrix jacchus (white-tufted-ear marmoset) is the source of this 19356-nucleotide messenger RNA. It is a transcript of the gene LRIT3, whose product is annotated as leucine rich repeat, Ig-like and transmembrane domains 3. The record is from RefSeq and is a predicted model, not a curated record. Lineage: Eukaryota; Metazoa; Chordata; Mammalia; Primates; Cebidae. Gene Ontology annotation, molecular function: protein binding.
UUUGGAGAAGUUAUUCUAUUUGAGUGGUUUUUUUCAGAUUAGAAAUACUAGAUACAAAUACAAAAACACUAUAUUGUUGCUAGUUUGCUUUCUGGAAAGAUAGAAUUAGUUUACACUGAUACUGGCAGUAUCUAAGUGAGCUUUUCACUGCAUAUUCCUGCGAAUAGUGCUGUAUAUAUUUAAAUUAUGACUUAUAUACUCAAACUCAAAUUCAUUUUACUUCACAUUUCUUUAACUGCUGGUGAGGCUGUUUAUCUUUGCAUAUUGUAUUUUUUAAUCUCUAUUUUAUCUCCUUGUAAAUUGUCUCUUUAGCAUAUUAAGUACACUCAAGGCAUUAAUUUUAUGUAUACAGUCCUCUAUUUAUAUGGAAAGGUAAACUGCUAUAGUAAUCUCCUACCUUAUCUCCUCACUUUCUGACUUUCCCACAGCAAUCAAUACAUACAAUUGCAAAUCAAUACAACUUCAUAGCUAACCUUUUAAAAAUAAAGUUCCAGUGUCCAAAGUCUUUAGCUAGAAAACCUUCACUUGCCCACCAAGUUAAGUAUAAACCCCUCAGCUGGAUUUUCAAGGCCCUCUUUAACAUACCCCCCAAAGGGACUUUUCAGCUUUUUGUCUUUCUUCAUGGCUAAAUAAAAUGUUUAGUGUUCCCAGAGAGUUUCGAAUGCUUUGUGUCGCUAGCUCUUUGCUCAUCCUGUCUACUGUAGCUGAACCUUUUUACAGGAAGAGUAUAGGGAAGUCUGUGCCCAAAGUCCCAAAGCCAUUAAAAGGCCAGGACAACAUCUGUAAUAACGUCUAGAAAAAUGGACUCAAGAGUUCCAGUUUGCAAGGCCAUGAACUCAUUUCCAGUGAUAAGAAAUAUAAAGGAGUUCAAUGGUGUACAGUACUUAUAUUUCAAUGCUAUCUUAUCAAUUAAUUUGCUUAUAUGAUAAAACUAGGAAGACCUGGCUUUGGUUACAUAGUUCCCUCUGACCUCUUAGUUUACUAAUUUCUGAUGUUUUUAUCUUUAAACAAUGAUUCUAUACUCAAUUUGGCACAUCUUGCCUCUGUGUAAGUCUUGACAUCCGUGAAAUUAAUAAUUCAAAAAAUCUCUUGGUCAUUUGGCGAUCAGAGCUUUACCCAUCCUAUUUCUCCUUCCUCUUGUGCUCAAAAACUCAGUUAGGGCCAUCACCUCUCACUGCAUCUCCAGCACUGGGAAACCUGAGGGUUGUUCUUAAAUCCCUUCUUCAUCCCUACACCUAAUCAAUCAUUUCUCUCACCUGGAUGUUUCCUGAAGCUGCAUUAUCCUAACUAUUUCCAGCACAGCAGUCAAGGCUGUAGCCUGAUGGCUGCUCUCCUGGACUAUGAUCACAGACAUCCACCCGAAGCCUCCUCCUUUCUUGCUGCUUGCUCUAUCUAAACCUUUCCUCCACACAGCCACCAGAGAAUUCUUCCUAAAAGGAUAAGCUGAUGUGCCACUCCCAAGUCUAACUUUUAUUGCUUCCAUUGCCUAUAGGCUGAGUGUAAGCUCUCCAUCCAGUCGAAGGGUUUCCUUGAAAACAUCACCCCCACUUACCUCUCCAGCUUUAUCUUUUUUAACUUCCUGCCUCAAAAUCUUAUGCCUGAGCAACAAGAAGUGCUUGCAGUUCUCUGAAGACAAUACACUCAUUCUCUCUUCUCUCCCUUUGUUUCCACUAUUCCCUUUGCUUGCAAUGCCCCUUUUUGGAUUUUCCCAUAAUGCAUCAUCAUGCACCCUGUAAACGGCAGCCAGGCACCACCCACCUUAGGAAGUCUUGCUUGACUAACAUAAGCUGAGUUUGAUGUUCUUUUCUUGUCCUUCUUGAGUACUCUGUUCCUCUUUUUCUCAUGUGAGUUCUUUAUGUGUAAUAACUGUCUUGUUCAUCUUUGUAUCCCUCAGUGCUCCGCAGAGAGUAAGUACUCAGUAAAUAUUUGAGGAACAAAUGAAUUGUGCAGAAUCUGGAAACCUGCAGUGUUUUAUUUUAAUUGAGCGCAGUUUGUCAGACUAUGGUUCUUAUAUGAAUUCUAUUAGUUUUCAACAUUUCCUGUAAUAUGCUUAUUUUUAUAGAUUUAAUUUUCUUAUUAAAAAGUUUUUAGUUUAAGGAGGAUGGUUAGAAGGGACCACUAAGAAGGUUAAAUGACAUAUAUUUAUUACUUAAAUCCUUGAGUGACUCUGUGAAUUCUCAUUUUAUGUGUGUGGAGAUAGUUUUAAAUUUAAUUACAUAUAAUUCAUAUUUUCUGAUAGAGCCUAAUAUAGCUAAAAGAAUUAGAGUCGAUCUUCAAAGAUGGCUUUGAUGCAGAUAACUUGGGAAACUAUUGAACAGAGAUAGUUGCCUGCAUUAAAAAUAAUUGUGCUGGGAUAAACCUUCCUCACACUGAGAUGAUCUAGAAGAGUCUUAGAACACAUUCUCACUGGAGAACUUAGUCCUGCCACAGGAGUGGUUGGUUGAAGCAGUUUCCCCUUAAAAUCUAUGCAAUGGACUUGUUUUACUUUAUUUUUAGAGGUAACCAGUAUGUGGCAACAUCAAUAACUCUUUUCUAAAUCAUUCUUUUGUCAUGUGCCUCUAUUUUUAAAACUAAAUUUUGUAAAACAAUUAGUUAUGCAUGCUGGCAAAAACCAAAUGUAAAACGUUUUAUAAUGUUAUAACAGGUAAAUAAUCUACAGAAUUUUCUAGCAUCUGCCAGGAUCAAAUUACUUUUAACAUUAAGUAUAUUUUGAAGGUGCAGCGGCAAGUACAUCCAGAGGAAAGGGAUUUAAUAGGCAUUUCCUUGCAAAUCAAGCUAUGGGUAACUAUUGAAAUUGCUUGUCAUGUGUUUUGAUUUUCAUUUUCCUUAGAAUGUGUUACUUUGCUGAAAAUGUAUUCAAAGGCUGGGUCAAUUGAUCUCUUGCAGGAUACACUUGAAGGUUAAGUAACUACAGAUCUCAGCUAAUCCUGUGUAAUCUGCUGUUACUAAAUGGCUGUUUGCAUUCCGGGCACACCAGUUUCUGAAUGCUUAGGAUUUGGUACCUUUUGUUUAAAUAACCUCUGAAAGGAGUGAUGCAUCUCUUUGCAUGUCUGUGCAUUGUCCUUAGCAUUUUGGAAGGAGUGGGCUCUUCGUGUCCUUCACAGUGCACCUGUGAUUAUCACGGCAGAAAUGACGGCUUGGGAUCAAGGUUGGUGCUAUGUAACGACAUGGAUAUGAAUGAGCUCCCUACAAACCUCCCCGUGGAUACCGUGAAGCUUCGUAUAGAGAAGACUGUUAUCCGCAGAAUCUCUGCAGAGGCCUUCUAUUACCUAGUAGAGCUUCAGUACCUCUGGGUGACUUACAAUUCCGUGGCCAGCAUUGACCCCAGCAGUUUUUACAACCUGAAGCAGCUGCAUGAGUUGCGUUUGGAUGGAAAUUCUCUGGCUGCUUUUCCUUGGGUGUCUCUGCUGGACAUGCCCCUUCUGAGGACCCUGGAUUUGCACAAUAACAGAAUAACCAGUGUGCCAAACGAUGCACUCAAGUAUCUGAAGAACCUUGCCUACUUGGAUUUAUCAAGCAACAGACUCACCACAUUGCCACCAGAUUUCCUGGCGAGCUGGUCUCAUUUAGCUACAACACCUUCUGGAGGCUUGGACGUUUCCCCAAGCAGGGUUAUUCUUGGUCUACAGGACAAUCCUUGGUUCUGUGACUGUCAUAUUUCCAAAAUGAUUGAGUUGUCAAAGGUUGUUGACCUGGCUAUAGUGCUUCUGGAUCCACUGAUGAUUUGCAGUGAACCUGAGCGCCUCACAGGAAUUUUAUUUCAGCGGGCUGAGUUGGAGCAUUGUCUGAAACCAUCAGUGAUGACCUCGGCCACCAAAAUCAUGUCUGCUCUGGGUAGUAAUGUUUUAUUGCGGUGUGAUGCCACUGGCUUCCCCACCCCACAGCUCACAUGGACCAGAUCUGACAGCUCACCAGUUAAUUACACAGUAAUACAAGAAUCUCCAGAGGAAGGAGUCAGAUGGUCCAUAAUGAGCUUGACAGGCAUUUCUGCCAAAGAUGCUGGGGAUUACAAAUGUAAGGCCAAAAAUCUGGCUGGGAUGUCAGAAGCUGUGGUUACUGUGACAGUGCUUGGCAUUAUCACAACCACAAUAUCACCAGAUGCUUCUGAAAGAACUGGAGAUCAUCCUGAGUGGGAGGUCCAACCAGGAUCUGGAAGAUCUACAUCUGUAUCUAAUGGAUCACCAUAUCCUUGGUCCUCUUCCUUUCCCCCCACAUCUUCUUUGUCUGCUUCUACUUUGUCUCCUCCCUCCACUUCUUCUUUCUCUUUAUCUCCUUCCUUCUCCUCCACCGCUUCUUCAACCACUACUCUGAGCACGAGCAUCUCAGCAAGUACUACCAUGGCCAACAAGCAAUCACUCCAGUUCCACCCAGAUGGGAAAAGAAAUUUAAAGGUGGCGAAGAGUGGAAGUAAGCUUCCUCCAGCCAGCACAAGAAAGAAAGCAGAGCUGGCAUUGUUAGAUCAAACAAUGCUUAUAGAGACAAAUGCCACAAUAGAAAACCUCAGGGUGAUCAGCGAGACGAAAGAGAGUGUGACAUUGAUGUGGAAUAUGAUCAACACCACACAUAACUCUGCAGUGACUGUGUUGUAUUCCAAGUAUGGUGGGAAGGACAUGCUGCUGUUAAAUGCAGACUCCAGCAAGAACCAAGUAACCAUAGAUGGCUUGGAACCCGGUGGGCAAUACAUGGCCUGUGUCUGUCCAAAAGGAGUGCCUCCUCAGAAAGACCAAUGCAUCACCUUUUCUACUGAAAGAGUUGAAGGAGAUGAUUCUCAAUGGUCUCUCCUUCUCGUGGUGACCAGUACUGCCUGUGUUCUUGUCUUACCAUUGAUUUGUUUCUUGUUGUACAAAGUUUGCAAGCUGCAAUGUAAGUCAGAACCUUUUUGGGAAGAUGAUUUGGCAAAAGAGACUUAUAUCCAAUUUGAGACCCUGUUUCCCAGGUCUCAAAGUGUGGGUGAGCUCUGGACACGAAGGCACAGGGAUGACUCAGAAAAAUUGCUCCUUUGUUCUAGGUCAAGUGUGGAAUCUCAGGUGACAUUUAAAAGUGAAGUUUCCUGACCAGAGUAUUUUUGCUAAGGUUCUGCAGCUCAAGUGCAUGUGAGCUACAAAAUUAGCAUCUAAGGGUAUAAUUGACCCUAGGUUUUAAUGACUUUUGGACAGACUUUCAUGUUGUUAGUGAAAAUCACAAAUGGAAUGAUUUGAAAUGUGUUUUAAAAAUACCAUGAAACCUCUGAACUGAAAAGACAAAUAACUUUGAUUUUUUUUUCUUGUGUGGAAAAGGUCUGAGGUAAUAAUUUUUAGAGUGGUGCUUAAUGAAUUAUUAAUACUAAAGGGUAAUAUUUUAGUUCUUAAAAAUAAGUUCAUGUGAAAGUAGCAAGUAAAAUCUGUAUUUAAAAAUACGGUUUUUUAAAGUAACGAGGAAACAGUAGCAUAACCAGCUAAGCCUUGAUGUUUAUUCAUGUUCGAAGUGCAUUAUGACAUUUGCUGUGGACAUUUUCUGACGUUGCCUAAUGGUGAGCAUGGGAUUAUAAAGUAUUUUACGUUUGCUAAGGUUAAAUCCAACUCACGGGGGGGGGGGGGCGGGGCUCUGUCUCUUGGUAACAUUAUGCAUUAUAAUACUGUAGAGUUGUGUUCAUAUUGCAUGUAAGAAAAAUUUCACUUUUCUUUAGAAAUAUAGGUAUUAGCAAAAGUAAGUAUACAAAGAAGAUCAUGACAUAUAGACCAUUUCUUUAAAAACGGCAACUGUUGCAUUUAAACACAUCUGCUGACAGAGGGUAUGGAUAUUUAAAAAUAACUUUAAUAUUUUGCUAUUUGCUCUUCUUUUCUUAUUUCUUUCUCCCCUCCUUGUCUUCCCUCCUUCUCCUUUUUUCAUUCCUUCUUCCUUCACUUCUGCUUUGUCAGAAGAUGUAUAAGUAGCCAAAGGACCACGAGCCAAGCUGUUUGUCUUUUGCCACAUUAUCUUUUGAUUCUCUUGACGAAGAAAAAGCUUUUGAAAUUAUUUACUGCCCUUUGAAAGUCUGUUUUAGAACCCCAAAGGGUAUUUUAGGAUUUUGAAAGGGAAGCUUCAAUGGAUUCAUUUGGUUAGACUCUUUUCCUAGGUUAAAAACAUCGGGGAACUUAAAUACAUCGGAAAGGAGUUCAUCAAUAAAAUUCGUUUUUUUUAAAAAAAGCAUUUUAAUAACUAUAGUAUACUACGAGAGACAUCUGUGGCUAUUAAUGAUAGUGAUAAAACCCACUCAAGCAUCUCACAGAGCUGAUACUGCAUGUCACUUAGCAGGAUGAUGCAACCCAGCCCAGGGAUGUCCAGGAGACAAGGCCACCUCAGCGCAGAGGCAAUUUCAUAAAUCUUAGAACAAAGCUUGACCUUACUAAAUUAAACUUGCUCUAUGAAAAACACCUGGUAAUGGACCCAGACUGAAUACAUGUGUAAGAAAUGGGAAAGAUCUCUGAAACUCUGAGAAUGGUCUUCAAAUAGAAGCCCUCCCACUCCAUUGGUCAUCUGACCCCUGACUCUAUCUGGCCUGUGACACCGGCCAGCUCCUGCUUUCUGCCUUGUAAAAGCACUGCUGGAAUAAACUGCUCGAACAUUAGAUGGUGUCUAAGACUCAUCUUUGAUGAGAUUUAGACUGACAGGGAUAAAUCACCCUUGGGAAGCUGGCUAACUGGGACCACCCAAAACCUCAGAACACAACGAGCGAUGAGGAUAAAAUCUGAGUAAGCCAAUGAGUGAUGACACCCAUUUCUAGAGGAGAAUCAAGGGAGAGUGACCAGGGCCUGGCUCUGAUCAAGAGACUGGGUGAGGCCUGUGGAACACUCCACAGUGGUCUGGCAGUUUUUGUUCCCUUUUCGGAUCUGUUGCUGCCUUCUACGCUCACUUUGUACCUCUGUUUUGGAAGUCGCCACCAGGCAAAACUCACCAAAAUUACUUUUAAGACCACUCUGGUUUCACAGGAAGGUGGGCUCCUAGGAGGAGGGUGAUAGGGACCGUGUGGGUUGGGGGACAUCCUGGGCUUGAGCCAACCACCAGCUGGUGUGUCUCUAGCCUCGGCUGUGGGAGAGGAACUCCUUUCUUAUCCCCAAAGAUCCUGACAUCAUGACCUCACAGACCAAGAAGGCUCGGGCACAGCUUCUCCACAGAAAGCUUAUCUGUUGUUGUCCACUAACCAGAGAAAGAGACUCCACCAACAGACCCCUGGUCUAAUGCCACUAGCAAAGUCACCAAAUCACCAAAGGGCAUGUGGCUGCCAUCCCUCUUUCUCUGCAUGCUCCCAGUGGGACAGUGCGGCUUCUCAAGGGUUUCACCACCCCCUACAAUGCCUGCUGGGUGCUGCUGGCAGCAGCCCAUGAGCAGUACAUCCAAAUCAUAGGGGCUCACCUCAGACUUACGACUCUGUGUCUGGCUGGCCUGGAGGCCUGUGAGCUGUGGCGUGAUCAUCCUGAGUGUGCCAGAUUCCCACCAGCGGCACCACAGGCAUUUCCAGUCACCACUUGACCACAGUUAAGAAAGCAGCUGCCACCUCCAUAAACAGCUAGGGUGAGGAAGAAUGAAUCCCAGUUCCCAAAGCAAGCAUUCUCUCUAUCAGGACUGGUUUAGUAACCAUCAGAGCUGGUGGUUACACAGUGACGGUCCUCCUUGCCUUGGCUCCCUCUGGCACACUCCACUUCCUUUUCCACUUCUCUGCCAUGCUGUGGCACGGCAGAGGCCUCGCUGGAAGCUGACCAGAUAUAGUGGGCAGAUCUUUGACUUCUAGGCCUCCAGAAUGUGAGCCAAAAUAACCUCUCUUCUUUAUACAUUACUCAGUUUCAGGUAUUCUCUUACGACACAGAAAACAGACUAAGAAAAUUCUUAUGGAUAAAAGAUUCAUUCUUAACCUUAAAUCUUAGAAACCUCAGCCUAUGAGGGUUUUUUUUUUUUAACCUUAAUAAGUCAGGAACUUUCACCUUUUCAUGUAAAGGAAGCACUUUAUGCUUCUCGUUGGCAUAUUCAAGUUGCCCGUGUCACCAUUCUUGUGUUUCAGGACCACUGUCAAGUAAAACAAGGGUUACUAGAACCCAAGCACUGUGAUACCGUGACAGUCCACCUGAUAACCUAGGCGGCUCCAAAGUGACCGAUGGGCUGGGCGUGCGUCGUGUGGAUCCUCUAGACAAAGGGAUGACUUACAUCCUGGGUGGAAUGGAGCAGGAUGGCAGAAGAUUGCAUCAGACCACUCACAGCCACACCUCCUGGAAACACUCGGAGCCCUACUUGUGCUUGGCAGCCAUCUGGAACGGACAAAACCUGAAACUCUAGCUUGAUUGGACCACCUCCAAGAUCAACUUAAAAUUUAUGAAUUGCUUAUUUGUAGAUUUGUCCAUUAAAAAUGUUGGGACUGUGGUUGAAGUUGGGCAUCUGAAAACAUGGAAAACAAAACCUCGAGUAAGGGGGUGCUACUGUAGGCCCUUUGAUACAGGCGGAAAUCCAAAGCCUGCUCAAAGACCUGGUGCAGCGGCCCAACAGGAAAGGUGCCACCUGGCUGUACUGUGUUUACUGAAGAGGAAGGGAGCUACAAUUCACAGGCCAAGAAUACAACAGCUAGCAGCCAUUUCCAAAGAUGGGAAGGUUGAUUUCAUUACCUAAAGAUCCUGUCCAGCUUAUCCAGGAAGGACAGUCAGGUGGGACUCCGGACCCAGAGCAGGCAGGCGUGAUAGAAGCUAUUCCUGUACUCUGUCGCAAUGGCUGUUCAUGGCCUGGCAAGCAGCCAGCUCCAGCAUAAGCCGCCUUACAGCGAAGGCUGAAAGUGGAUGAUGUACCUACCACUCAGGAGGGAAGAGAGCCACUGAGACAUUUAGGUGUGCUCCAGUGGGUUUACUUACCUCCGUCUUCACAGGACAGAGGCGACACUCAUCUAGCCCUUAACCUCAACUCAAGUCUAUCUGGGCUGUGAGGAUUUGCCUUGUGCACAAAAGCUUCUCCGCCUUCCCCUCACAAACACAUUUUGGGCCCAGUCACUGCCUGUGCACCUCUGAGCAGCAUUAUGAGGGCCCCUGCCCCAUCAUGUCUGCAGUGACUACUUCAUGCCCUCUUGGACCAAACCCAGACUUCUCUACCUGCUGCUGGAAGACACCUUCACCGUUGACACCUAGCAUAGCCAUGGAGACAGGCCUACCAACCUCGACUAAUCUCUACUUGGCGUUUGCCAACUAGGCCACCUCUGCCACAGUUUCUAUGGCCUGGAAACCUCGGUUGUGCUGGGCAGCCCGCUGGAUGGACAAGACCUGAAGCUCUUGCUUCACUGGACCACCUCUGCAUCUAUAACAUCCACCAGCGCACAGUAUCUUCUUCAGACCUUACUGCUUCGCUCUGAGUUCUCCUGGUCCUCCUCUUCCAUUCUGGCCUGUCGUUGCUCUGCAAUCAAGCAGCUCCAAGCCUGCUACUGCCAGGUCCAUUCAACUCCUUUUAUAUCCCUAGAGCCAUUUUCCAAGACGCAGCGUGCCUGCUGUCUUUCACUGCUCCGGGUGGCCCAACAUUCCGCAUUGAGAUGUUGCUUCUUGAGACCUAUUCACUGGUUACCCAGCACUGAAGUCACUGACAAUUUCCACCACAGGGUCAUUUUGAUUACCCAGAGUGGCCAAACCCAGCUUGCUAAGCACGCCUUCACCAACCUUCUGCCACUUGUCCACUCUUCACAGUCAAGCCCUAGUUACUGUCAACUGCCCCUCCUUUGCCAUUGGUGAGACUGCCCCAUAUCCACAGCUGAACCCUGUUCUCAUGACCUCUCCUAAUUGCUCAACCGGAUGCUGGACUUACCGUAUAUCCUCUGCUGAUACAGUUCAACGCCCACCAGAUUGUUCCGAGGAUGCCACUUAUUCCUGCCUUACCAUCACAAUAUGCUUUCUACAGAACACCUUAAUGCUGAUUGGUGUACCCGGACUGGACGGCUGGAUACCUCUCACCUGCUCACCCAGAGGUGGUGUGGUGGUCCUGUUCUGGUGACCUCCCUUCCUCCUGUCUACAGUCUGACCAUCUGCAGGUAGAGGUAAGGGUAGAUUCCCUUACCUCUACCCUGACAUGGCUAGAAGUCCUGCUAGUGUUCUGGGCCUCCACCCCCUUCCCUUUCUUGACGCCAUGCAGCAGGGGCAGUUGUGGCAGCCAUCUUGAUAAAGAUGCUAUUCUCUUUACAGGGAAGAUUUGGGAGUAUAGAAUAGAUUUCUAAAGCUGUGUCAGGAGUCCUGAAAUAUUCUGAGAUGCAAGUUCUAAGAAAAUACAAUAUUUUGUGUAAGAAACAGAUUGGCUUUAAGGUACCACUUUCUAGAAAUUAUAAUACAAGCAGCUGUAGAAUGGAAAAAUUGUUCAUUCUACGUGGUUCUUAAUUAAAAAGAAAAAAUAAUUAUAGUAUAGGCAUAAUCUGUGUAUUAGUAAGAGGACCAGUAAGAGUGGAUAGCCUCUCAGAACUCCCCAAAUUCCCCUUCUUAUAUAAUUUUCUUUCCUGUCCCUUCACCUCCCUUGUCUCCUUUCCUUAUUUCCCUCCCUCCCUCCCCCCCCCACCCUGCCCUUCCCUUCCACUCCUCUCUCCUUUCUUUCAGGCCUCAUUGUCCUUGGUGCUUUCGUCACUCAGUGCAUUGUCUAAUGAUCUAACAGUUUUCAAUUUAGUAUUCAUUGUUAACAAUUUAAAAAAAUAUCUUUUGCAGACAAUUUUGUGUUUAGCUUAAAUUUAUUUUAGAUCAACUUAUUUUAAAUUAAAAGGUUACAAAGCUUGUAUGCCUUUACUCUGCUAUAGAUGUAAUGCAAUUUCAUUGCCAUGAAUUUAAAAGGCGCAUAUAAACCGACUACUAAUAUACUACCAAUAUUCAAAAUAAUAUGACUGUAUGAGAAUGUUACAGACUACUGAGCCAAAUGGUGGAUAUGGAAAGGUGCCUGAAUUGUACAAAGGCGGGUUAUUUGUCCAGGCAGUUUAACUUGUACCAUCCUGAUCAGAUAAAUUACUUACUGUCCUCAUAAUGAAAAUCAAGCUAAGCCUGGGCUUAAUUUUGACAGAGUAAAAAAACUAGUUGGUGGUGUGAAGAGGGAUAGGAACCUCAGGAGAAAGCACCUGGAUUAUUUCUCAACAGGGUUUUGGCACAAGAGGUGUGUUGCAAGUAAUUUAUCACUAAUAGUGAAAGCACUAAAAUGACACACGAUCUUCUUUCUAAAAAUACAUACAUUUGAGAGUAAAGUUAUCUCAAUAGUAUCAGUGCUCUCAUGUUCUUACAAGUAUGUUUUCUUAAGUGAGAAAGAAAGGUUGAUCUUAGUGAAAAAAGCACGGAAUGCCACAUCAUCAAUAGUUUAUCAGCAUCCCCAGAAACACUGUGGACAGCAAGCCUUACUAAUAUAUAGCCAAUAUAUGUGGCAACUAAAAAUGAUUACAGCGUUUUAUUUUCAGGAAUAAUGUAUUUGAGUUUUGUGGAAAUUGUGAGAGUGAGAGCGUGUCACACACCAGUGAGUGUGUCACGGGUGAGACUAUUAUCAAUGUUAUACUGUGACAUGAAAAAUUGCAAAUGUUCAAAGCUCUUAUCAUGGCCAGAAAAUGGAGCUCAAAUAUACUCAAGCAAAUACCUUGGCUUUGGGGAAACUUUAAAAAAAUUCAAGGAAAAAAACAGCUUUGCCCCAUGAAAUUGAGUUUCAAAUAAGAUUAUGGCUAAUGAAGAGAGAUUUUUUUUUAAAACCAAGAAAUAAUUCAAAUAAAAUGGGAGACAGCUCAGGAAAGUCGAAUGAUUGUCUAUUAAUCUCAAAUUUUAAAUGACAUGUUUAUACGAAGGAAGAGUAACCAAAGGUGAAUGUGGAAAUAUAGCAAAUCUACUCUAAAAGUGCUAUAAAGUAAAAACCUAAUGAAUUGAGGAUGUAAAAAAAAAAAAGGUAAACAUGACCAAAAGGAGCUGUGAGGCUUUACUUUAUUUAUUUAUUUUGGUAGAGAUAGGGUCUCACUGUGUUGUCCAGGCUGGUGUGCAGUGGCAUGAUCAGGGCUCACUGCAGCCAUAGUGUCCUUGCCUAAAGCUCCCCUCUCUCCUUGGCCUCCCAAAAUGCUGUAAUUAUAGCUUUUAGCCACUGCAUCAGACAGAUGCCUUUUUAUGUCAAAAAGAACAAGGAGGGGAGAGUGACAACAGUGAGAUGUUGAGUAGGAGGUCCUAGACUUCAUGUGCCUUCAACCAAAGUCCAACUAACAACUAUUCACAAACAAGAACUUUUGUGAAAAAGUCCCUAAAUUGGGAAUGAGCCUGACUCCAGUGUGGACCACAGAAUGAGAUAAAAACCACAUUAAAGGGUAAGAGACAUGGUCUUAUUUUGACUACAUUUCUCCCCCCACCCCCAAGUUGGUACAGGGCCACACAGACAGAGUUCCCCUGGGUCCAUGAUUUUAUUUUAUUUUUUCCUUGGGCCAUAAAAUUUUAUUGGCAGUUCAGGGGAAGUGCUAGGGGUAAGUAUCCCUUCCUUCCCAUUCUCCUACCCAGGAGACACCCUCUAACGGAGAGCAGAAGCCCAGGAGCCUGCUACCUUAGAGGAUCUUGGAGGUGGACAGGCUGUUGUAGUGAUCUUCCUGAUCCUGGAGCAGGCUGAGGUAGGUGGUGAUCUGCUCCAGUUGCGACUUGAUGUCCAUGAGCCAUUGGUAUUCUGGAUUCUGCCACUGUCAGCUCACACAUUGCCCAGCUGAGCUUCAGUACUGCUGAUCAGCGCAAGGAUCUGCGCCAGCCAAACUCCAAAGUGCGUCAGUGGCCUUCCAAGUGGCUUUCAUGCUAAGCUGGUACUGCAGCUCAAUCUCAAGACCCUGGAGUGUGCGCCGCAGGUCAGGGACCUUGGACCUGUUCAUCUGGAGCUGCUCUGUGUGGUCAGCAAUCUCCAGUUCAGUUUCUCAGUCUGGCUGGUGAGCCAGGCUUCACCAUCCUUCCAGUUCUGCUCGGCCAUGACCUCAUAUUGGCUCCGCAUGUCAUUCACAAUCUUGGCAGCAUGGGUGCCCAGAACCGAAUCCACUUCCACACUGACCUGGCCUCCCACUUGUCCCCUCAGGGUCUUGAUGUCUUCAGGUAGUCCAGCUCUUCCUUCAGGCCUUCAGUCUGCAUCUCCAGGUUGGUCCUGGCCAGGGUCAGCUCAACCAGCACCCUGUGCAGGCCAUUAUGUCGCCCUCCACACUCAUGAGCAGAGUAUGCUCCCUCUCAUACUUGGUUCGGAAGUCAUCUGCAGCCAGACAGGCAUUGUCAAUCUGCAGGACAGUCCAGGAGCUCUCAAUGAUGGCACCAAGAAUCUUGUCCUGCAGGUCCUUGAUGUCCUUAUAAUAGUGGCUGUAGUCGUGGGAGGGCCUGGGGCCCAUGAUUUUAAAAUAGGAAAACAACCAGAGACAGACAUCCAGCUUUCCUAGCAUUCCAGGGUGCAUCCAAGGAAGCUCACACCAGUCUUGCCUUAUGGGGGACACUGGAAGUAAUGGCAUGGUUAGACUGUCUGGGGUCAGUUAGAAACAAAAAAGACAGAGCUCACAGUGACCAGUGUGCAGAUCUUGGCAGUAGCUUUCUGUUCCUGCCAGCUGUGGUGCCCAGUCAGAGAUGCCAGCCAAUAGCACAGGCCACAUGAAUUGAUCACUCCCAGAAGCAUGGUGGGAAAUUCAACCUGGCUUUAGUCUCUAGACAUCCAGCAUCAAAGCCCAGCCUCAGAGCCCAUUGCAAGGCCCUGCCUACUCAGGGAGAUGCCCACAACAUUGCAUUCUUCAAAACACAGGUGCUAAACCUGCCAGACAUGGGAGGUCAAUCAGUGACUUGAUCUGGUCCCAGAGCCCACAUCAAGGCACCACCCAGGCAGGGCAGCAAGCCUCAACUGUGGAUUUCCAUGGCGUAUACCCUCUGGUCCCAUUUGUCCCAAACAGCAACUCUGUUAAACCCAGCCUGCAGUCCUGCCCAGCUGUGGAACCCAAACAGUGAUACCACUCAGCCAGGGGAUAUACCUGGUGACCUGGCUUGAUCAGGGACCAUCACAUUGCUUGGCCAUCAGCUUCACCUGAUAGCAAAGCCCAGCAAGUGGUUUCACUUCACAGCAGAGCCCAGCCACCAGCCUCACACAACCUCAGAGCAAUGGCAGUGGCCCAGCCAACCAGAGAACCCAACAGCAACCUCUACCUACGUGUGGCCAUUACCAGCUGACCUAUCCAGAAUCACAGGGUAGACUAAAGUCUAUCCCUCCCAAAGAACACCUGUAGACUGUAAGAGGUGGCUGUCUCUUCAAAUACACAGACACCUAUCCAGGACACAAGGAUUACGAAAAAUCAGGGAAUCAUGACACCUCCAAAAGAAACUAGUAAAGCUCCGAUGACAGACCAUAAAGAAAGAGAAAUCUAUAAAAUGACUGACAAAAACUCAGAAUAAUCCUUGUAAGGAAACUCUGAACUACACGAAUAUAUUGACAGAAAAUUAAAAGAAAGUUAGAAAACAAUACAUGAACAAAAUGAGAGGUUUGACAAAUAGGACCUUUUAAAAAAACCCUAGAGAUGAGGGAUGCAAUGACUGGACUGAAAACAUUGCAUAGAAAACUUCAUCAGCAGACUCAGUCAAGAAAAAUAAAUAACCUCUGAUCUCAACGACAGAAAAUUUUAAAUUAUUCAGUCAUAGGAAUAAAAAAAAUAAAGAAUGCCUACAGGAAUUAUGCAACACCAUCAAUAGAACUAACAUGCAUAUAAUAGGAGUUCAACAAGAAGACAGAAAAAAAGCAUUAAAAGCAUAUUUGAAGAAAUAGUGACAGAAAACUCUCCAAAUUUGGAGAAAAGAUGCCAGUAUCUAGGUACAGAAAGUACAGGAGUUUCCAAUCAAUUUCAAUUCAAAGAAGAGUUAACUAAGACAUGUAAUAAUCAAAGUAUCAAAAAUCAAAGAUGAAGAAAAAAUUCUUUAUUGAGAGCAGCACUAGAUAAGAAACAUAUCACAUAUAAGGUAGUCUCAAUGUCAGUGGAUUUCUUAGCAGAAAUGAGGGAGAAAUAAAAGCAUUCCCAGACAAAGAAAUGGUAAGGGAACUCAUUACCAUAAACUAAGGGAGCUCAUAAGGGUACAAAGUUUUAGUUAGACAGGAGGAACAAAUUAUUUUAGAUAUAUUGCGUAGCAUUGGUAACUAUAAUAAUGUAUAUUUCAAAAUUGCUAAGAGAAUAAAUUUUAAAUGUUCUUGCCACAGAAAAAGAUAAGUGUUGAAAUGAUAGAUAUAUUAAUUAGCUUGAAAAUAUGUAUAUAUACAAUUGUAGUUUGUCAAUCCACGAUUUCAAAAAGAGCAAGGAAAUAAAUCUACUUCUUAGAGAUGAUAACAGAAGGUAUAUCAGAGAUUAACAGCAUCAUUCAACUCCUACUUUUUUCUUCUCUUGUUUCUAGAUUGGGUUUAAAUUGCAUAUGGAGAAUAAACUAUGAAAAGUUGAAAUUGCAGCACAAGAUAAAAUAUGCACUGGCAAGCUAACUCCAAGGUGUUUAAAAUAAGACCAGAUAAAUUUUGUACCAGGGUGGAAUAGAAUUUCCAGCUGUAAACUUAGAGCUACUGUUUGGUAGUCUUUGAAAAGUCAUGGCAAAUAGGAGAGAUGCCACAAGAUCACAGAUGGGUACAUUUCAUCUUUAUUUUUAAGAGAGAAAUAGAAAGGAUUCUGGAAAUUAUAGACAACUUAAUUCAUAUUUGCAGAUUUAACAACAGAUUGUUAAAAAUGCUCUAGUUUUUGAGCAUUCAGAAAUGAAUGUUAGUAACCAACUAACAUUCAUUGUUGGUCAUUAGUAACCAACAAAUGUAAAAUAAGGACAAGCUUUUGUUACACUCAUCUGAUUUAUUUUUUAUGAGGUUACUAAGCAUGUAGAUGAAAGGAUUGCUUGAAAAUUAAAUUGAAGCAGCUAGUGAUUGGUAUUCAUCUUGACGUGAUGUAGCAAUAUGGAAUUGUCUGUUUUCAGGAGUGUCUAUUAGCGAUGUUAUAGUCUCCAGUAGUAUGCCUUUACCCUAUUUUAUUCAGCAUUUUCGCCAAUGGCUGGAUGAAUAUAGAGGCUUCUCAACUUUGCAGAGGGCAUGCAAAUAGACAAGGUAUCUUAUUUCAGUGCUUCUCAUACUUUUUCACUGAAUAGCCCUCCUAAUGGAGGGGAAAUAAACAUGUACACCUGGAGAAACUAGUCCAUCUUAUUUCUCGAGGUAAAACUGCCAUUUCUGUGUCUUUGAAUAUCUUCCACAUUCCCCUAGAAGUACUCUGUUUAUCUUCACCCAAAUCAAUUAUGAAAACUUCAAACUGAAUGGCCUAAAGGAAAGAGAACAGUGGCUUUUUCGUGCAGUAUAAAGCCAUCAAUAAAUGAUUUUAUAUGAUAGAUGAAGAAACUGAAAAUUAAACGUUAUCUUAAUGAGAUGGCAUAUUAACACAAUUAAAUUUAAUAGCAAUAAGUGUAAAAUUUUGCACUUAAAUUAGAAGUCAUAUAGCACAAAUAUGGAAACUCAAAUGAAAAACUGUGACUUUGAUUGAUUAUAAUCAUUCUCUGAAUUAACAGAAUUAUGUCAUUUAAAAAAAUUUAAGUAGUAGUUAGAUCAAGGGAAGGAAGAAUCCCUAUGUACUCUGCAUUAAUAACCAUCUCUACAAGGUCAGACUUAAUUUCUGGGACCAAAUUUAAGUACAGACUUUGAUGAACUAUAAUAUCCAUAGUAAGACAACUAGGAAUACAAAGCACCAUGUUUAUCGUCAGGUUUAUCAUGGAAGGGUUAUGGACCUGGGGAAUGACUAUGGGGAGACCAUUUAGCUUAGUGCAGCAAAUGGCAUGAUUACUCUAAAGGACCAUGCUUAGGAGCGUCUGCUUAGGAUGUUAAAAUGCUGACUACUUGGCUUUACAUGUAGAAUUUCAAAUUCAGCAAUAUGGGCUUUUGAAAACUGCAUUUUGAUACUCAACUCAGGAGAAGGAGGUGAAUUAAUGACUUUGAAAAACACUGUUCUAUAAAAUGUAUGUAGAGGCCGUACUGGAAUUACACAGAAACAGUGUGGUUUUACAUUUAAAAAAAAUCUACUUUGUUUUGUUUGAUUUUUUGUAACUGUCAGAGUUAGAAAACAGUGGAGUAAGCCUUAUUAUAUUAAUUUUAUUGAGAACAUUCAUGGAUAUUCCAGGAGUCAGGCAUGCAGCAGAAGAGACACUGAAGGACAUUGUAAACUAAACAUCCUCUAGUCAAUCAUUUAGACUACAGCAGAAAGACAAGAAAAACUUUGAAGGAGAAGUAGUGAAAAUUGAAAAAUUGAAAAUCGUUAUUAAUGUAAUUAAGGUGCAUCUUUUGGUCAAUGGUGCACAUGUAUUAUUAGAACAUGACUACUUUAGGCAGGCAGUUUUGGUAUUUGCUUAAAUAUGAUCUAUGCCAUUUGAUAGCCAAUGUCAAAACACAGCAGCGGAUUGUCUUUCUUCUGGAAAAAUGGGGUCCUUUAACCAUGGGAAAUACUUAUAAACUCGACAUUUAUUGAAUUAACUUCCCUUAGGACUCCAUCUCACCCCAAUCCUGCCCACACAUGCUGGCCAAUCCUGAUACCCUUUUAUCCUUAGCAGAAUCUUUUUUCACUCUAGCAAUGUGCACAUUCGUAAAAUGGAACAUCUAGGGUUUUCAUUUUCAAAGCAUUGCUUAAGAGGUGUGUCCCUACUUCUUGGCUUUUAAAAAUAUGUGUGUGUGUCUGUGUGUGCAUGAUUGUGUGCCUGCAAGACAGUCUGCUUCUUGAUAAACUGGCCCUGUAGUCAUCUCUUGGAGGUCAAAUAGAUUUCUUGAUGCAUGGCUAUAAGUUUAUUGACUGUGAUCACAUUUUAGAGACUAAACUCUUGGAAGGAAAUGACCAUGUCUGUCAAUUUACCAAAACAACAUAUGAUUGUUUCACAUGUGUUACUAUGAUGACCAAGGAAAGAAAGUGUUUUGGAGAAUACAGUUUUAUGGUUCUGAUAUUCACUAAUAUUUUUGAUUUGUCUGAGCCAAAUUAAUAUCUUUUUUUUACUUGGUGGCAGAAGAAAGUCCUUAUAAAGGAUAAUUGAAGAUUAAAAUGGAUCCAUUAUUUCCCCAUCAAAAAAUCAAGGCCUCAUUAUAGUCAGCAUUGUAUUCCUUGAUUUAUUCAUUCAUUCAUUUUCUUUUUCACUAGGAAGAUACUUCAUGUUCUUGUAAUUACUGAAGGUUGAAAAAGAAAAAAUAAGAAUGCUGGGUUCCUUUUAAAGCCAAUUAUGUACAACUGGUUUGCUUUAUAAUGCAAAAAUUACUCAUCAUAAAUUUUAUAUGAUUAACAGCUGAACACAGAGACAGAGCACAAAGAAGGACCUCAAAAAGCAUUUGCUUGAUAAAAUUCUAUAAAAUGUUGCAGUCUUUGUCAGGCUCGGCCCUUAAGCCUGUAGGCCCCAUAGGCUGUUUGAAGGGUGUACUUCCUUUCAAAGGGGCCCACAUAUUCUUGGGAGUGUGCAAAUGCAGGCACAUGGGCUAGAGUAUCACAGAGGGGAGGUAUUUGUUUUGUUUUACCAAAAUGGAAACAGCAUUUUUGUGUUUGAUGAUUGUUAAUGUAUGAUUUUUUUAAGCAACUUAGAAAUAUAUAUAGUCAAAAUUUCUUACUUGUUCCAUCUGCCACUUCUCCUAAAGAUAAUAACGAAUAGUAAUUUGUAUAUAGCUUUCUAGACUUUUAAAUUUAAAUAAACUUUUUUUUUACAUUAAAUGAGAUGAAAUUGCACAUGUUGUUCUGAAAUUGCUUUUAAAAACUAGCAAUACAUUGAGGGCAUCAUCUCAUGUCAGUAGAUAAAGACUAACUUCAUCCCUUCACAAUUCCUCUAAUAAGGAUGAAGCACGUUAAUCUAGCCAAGUUCCUAAUGAUGAAUAAUUAGGUUGCUUCCAUAUUUUUUGAUAUUAUAAAGAAUGCUCCAGUAAAUAUCCUAAUUUGUUCAUCUUUGCCCACAUGUCUUGUUUUCUCAGGAUAAACUCCUAGACAGGAUUGUUGAGUCAAAGUGUAUUUAAAAAUUGUAGUAUAUCUUUUCAAAGUAUUCUCAGCUGAAAGAUUGGACUCCAGUAGUGCAUUGAAGUGUCUGUUUCCCACACCAUUGAAAUCACUGGCAUUAUCGAAUCAUGGCCAGUCAGAUAAGUACGCAAACGUUUCUUCGUUAUUUCAAUUUCAAUUUCUUUUUUUCUUCCUGAGACUGAAUAUCUCUUCAUCUAUUUUGGUUGUUUAUACUUCUUCAUGAAUAGUUUAUUUGAAGACUUUACACAUUUUCUAUUAGGUUGUUAAUCUUUGCCUUUUUAGUUUGUAAAAACAUUAAACUAUUAAGGAUAUUAACUGUUGAUCGGCUACAUAUACUGCAAAUAUCCAUCCCCGAUUUUUUCAUUUGUUUUUCAGCUUUUAUUUAUGAUUUUUGAAUAAAGAAGUUUUACAUUGUC